Molecule: messenger RNA, 2242 nt
Organism: Meloidogyne enterolobii
Lineage: Eukaryota; Metazoa; Nematoda; Chromadorea; Rhabditida; Meloidogynidae
Source: the annotation of a GenBank genome assembly
AUGGGAGUUAAUUUAUUUUGUUUGAUAAUAAAAUUUAAUUUUUUAGUCGAGACAAAUCAUCGUCUACACGAUCCUGCAUAUCAAAAGAAAAUAGAAUCAAUGAGAGUUGAUGUAAGAAAAGCUAUUGAAACCAAUCUUCAGAAAAGAUCAAAAUCGGCAAAUAUGAUUUUCUCACUUAAACGUUACAAAGAUUUGGGUAUGGAAAUUGAACGUUCACUUUUUUCGAUUCAUCAAGAUGUUAAUUUGGGAUAUCGCAAAUGGUUCAAAAGCUUCAUUACUGUUGUUAACGAUGAGAUGAAUGGUUUCUUCCGCGAUGUUCUCAGAGAUAAAGUUUCAGUCAAAAAAUUGGUAACACUGUCGAUUGAUCAGAUGAGUGUACCAUUGCCUCAGAAUGAAGCGAAUACUUUAUUUUUUGCUGGUCAUGCUCCUUCAACGUCUAGUAAUUUUAUAGUUGCGGCUGCCGAUUCAACAUCAAUCUCUGAAACACCUGAAGAGAAUGUUUAUAAUGAACCAUGUACUUCUGUUAGCAAGACUACUCAAAUUCGCAAAAAAAUUAUCACAACAGCAAGUCGACACAAUAUGGUUAAAAAAGCACCGUUACAGGCAAAGUCCACACUUGAUGACAUUUUGGGUGAUUUGAAUAAAGAUACAACACAUCUACACAAUAGUCACUUAUACGAUGCAAACUGUGGUAUAUGUAAACAAAUGAAUUUGAAGAAAUUUGCUGAAAAAGAAAGACAGGAACGUUUAGAAGCAGAGCUUGAACAAAGAAGAAGGGCUGAAGAAGUAAUUAGUGGACAAGUAAAUUUCCCUGAUUUGGAUCCUUCAAUCCAAGCUGCAAUGUUGGAAGUUAGGGCUGAUGAAACAGCCUCGAAUGGAUGGGAUAUUCUGAAGCAAAGGAGAAGUGGACAAUUUGAUAUGUUGGAAUGCUCUGCCUCAUCACCAACUAUUAAUAACGAUAACAACAACAUAUUAUUAGACGGAGAUGUAAUUUUUGGUCGUUGCGAUAACCCAUUCGAUCAGGAACGUCAUCUACGUGACCCUUUAGGCCUAGAAUUAGUUGACGCACUUCCUCCAGAACAAAUUUGUGAAAAUAAUCAUGAAGAUGACAAUAUGUCUUUCGAAGGAGGGGAGAAUGAUUAUGGAAAUGAUGAUGCUUUCAAUGGCGGUUUUAAUAAUUAUGCCCCUGAAAUAUCAUCACAAUUGGCCCCUGAAGUGCAAGAUACAAACGUUGAUUUUCGUUCAACUCAAAAUGAUUACCACCAAUUCAAUCAAAGUGAAAAGCCGAGAGAAGAUGAAGUUUCAUGCAUUUCUCCAUUUGAACAGAUAAACAAUAAUAUAGAAAUGACAAUUGAAAAUAAUGAGAAUUGGAAUUCCUUUAAUGGAUCAAUGCUUCAUCCUAUUAAUGGUCAAAUGAUAAUUGACGAGCAAGAAUUCAAUCGAGGAAAAAGGUUCAACAAUCAAAUCUGGAAAGGGAAAUUUAUUUGGACUAACUUGGCCUCUUUCGAUUGUACUUUAUCUGCAAUCAGCAAUAAAGGGGCUUUCAAAGUUGGUCGUGAAUUACCUCCAGUUCUCCAUGUAAUGGGUCGAUCAGAAGCUAUUGGUGUUUGGAAAUAUAUCGAUCGGUUAAAAGACAAUUAUCAGUAUGAGUUUUAUACGCGUUUUUACGAAAAAGUCAAUUAUGACAACAAACAAAUUAUUGUUUUGGAUUUAACUGGCCAUGACCGAAUAAAGGAUGGAUAUAUUUUUACUCUUGCACCUGGGAAGCCGUUACCAAGUAUUCUUUUUCCUUUUGAUGGACCUGGGUUGCCGGAAUGGUGUGGACGUAGAGGUUGCAUGAUUAUUAUGCUUGUUCGUCGAAUGGAUCGUGAGGAUAAACUCCUGCUUAAACGACUAGAUGAAAAUUGUCGUCCACCUACAUUACAACCUCGCAAUAUCCCAACAGAACGUGUUGAUUUACUUUCUUCGCCUGCUGAACGUCAACAACAAUCACGUUUACUCGAUCCCAGGUUAGACAAAAAUUUGACUCGUCAUUCGAAAUGUUAUCGCCCGCAUCAUUUAUUCCGUGAAAUGCCCCAUUUAUUUGAUGAUAUAAUUGCCCAAUUUAGUAGUGGGGAUGAGGAAGGGCUGGAGGAAGGAGAAUUAUUGCAAUAAAGUUUAAUCUCCUGUUGCUUUUAAUUAUGAUUUUUUGAAAUAUAAUGGAAUUUCUUACAAAGUUUUUAAUUAUCCCAUUAUUAUUCUU